This is a messenger RNA of Bolinopsis microptera, 574 nucleotides long. RefSeq lists its product as uncharacterized. The record is from RefSeq and is a predicted model, not a curated record. Gene Ontology annotation, biological process: translation. The transcript has 2 exons. Gene Ontology annotation, molecular function: structural constituent of ribosome; large ribosomal subunit rRNA binding. Gene Ontology annotation, cellular component: ribosome; cytosolic large ribosomal subunit. Bases 41 to 538 code for a protein of 165 amino acids. Lineage: Eukaryota; Metazoa; Ctenophora; Tentaculata; Lobata; Bolinopsidae.
UCUUAUCAUAACAUACUAACCCAUCCCUAGCUCUAGAGCCAUGCCUCCUAAAUUCGAUCCGCAAGCUGUGAACUAUGUUUACCUGAAAGUAGUAGGAGGAGAGGUUGGAGCCACCUCAUCCCUCGCCCCCAAGAUCGGUCCCCUGGGUCUCUCCCCUAAAAAAGUGGGAGAUGACAUCGCCAAAGCCACCCAAGGCUGGAAGGGCCUGAGAAUCACAGUUGAAUUGAAGAUCCAGAACAGACAAGCCUCAGUUUCAGUCGUUCCUUCAGCUUCUUCCCUCGUAAUUAAAGCUUUGAAAGAGCCUACCAGAGACCGAAAGAAGGUGAAAAACAUUGCACACAGCGGUAACAUCACAAUGGACGAUGUGAUCGAAAUUGCCAGAACGAUGAGGACUCGAUCAGGAGCCAAACACCUGUCCGGUACUUGCAAAGAAAUCUUAGGAACCGCUCAAUCAGUUGGAUGUACCGUGGACGGUCAGCCACCACAUGACGUUAUCGAAUCAAUUCAAAGUGGAGAUAUCGAGAUUCCUGAAGAAUAAUUUUUUAAGUCUAAUAGCUUUUUUUAUUUAUUGGAA